Messenger RNA from Dalotia coriaria, 1148 nucleotides. RefSeq lists its product as uncharacterized. The coding region runs from base 53 to 952 and encodes 299 amino acids. The record is from RefSeq and is a predicted model, not a curated record. The transcript is spliced from 6 exons. Lineage: Eukaryota; Metazoa; Arthropoda; Insecta; Coleoptera; Staphylinidae.
UAGUGUAACAUGGUUAAUAAGUUUGUUUUUCUCGUCUUUUGCAAUAUAUAAAAUGAUCCACUCGUUUAAAAUAGGAAGGUAUUUAAUGGAUUUAUACGAUGAGAAUACUCAUUACAGAAGAAACUAUUGUAACGUGCAGAAAAUUGUAAAAUUAACCAAUUACCUUCAAAAUGACGCGAUAUGUUAUAUUUGCAUUUUUCUUGCAACGGGCUAUCUUGUGGUUGAAUUUGAGAAGUGUGAGGAUACUUCAAACGACUAUGCUUGUGGAUUUAUAUUUCCAAACUACCUGUUUAUAAAUAUGAACCAUCGACCAUAUCGUGACCUCUACAAUUUGGUCAUACUAUUUAUUUUGGCAUAUGCUUUCGUUACAUUAUUGCUGGCGUUCUUAAAUUUGUUCUUUGCCAUCAUGUAUCUGGAGUUACUAUCCAAAGAUGUCCGAAAAUCAUUAAAAAUGUCUAAGUUGAUUCAGCUAAGAGCAAUGCGAUUACAGAAAAUUAAAGAAAUUCAUCAGCAACAAAUGAUUUCUGUCGAAAUUUGGAACAUUUUAAUGGGAUUAUAUAAAUUUCCAUUACUAGUGCUGUUGUGUGUUGCUUUUGUUAAUGUUCCUUUGAUCGUCAUAUCGGAACUAAUUGAGUUUAAUUUACUAUCACUUGCCCAUUUGAGUAUUUAUAUUGGAGGUAUUUGUGCCUGUGGCUUCCUUGCAGAGAAAAUGAACCGCGUAAAUGAACAAUACCGGCACGACUUCUUCUACGCAUGCCCCUGGGAUGGUGAUUUACAGAAUACAAAAUAUCUAAUGCUCAUGAAUUUAAAUUCAAACUCUGGUUUUAAGCUAUUGCUUGGUCACUUCGGAGCAUUUUCGAAUGCAGUUGUAUUUCAGGUAUUAAAAUAUUCCUAUUCAAUUGUAAUGGUGUACGUUCAAAACAUCCACAAACAUAAAUUAAGGGAUACAUAAGGUAUUUAUUAAAAUAGUUUUUUAUAAUAAGUAAAUUAUGCUGAAUAAUCAAUUCUUAAAUUUCUGUCUUGUGAAUAUUUAAUACGACAAGCUAUAUCAUUUAUAUAACGUUCUAAAGUAUAAUCAAAAAAAGUAAUCGGAUUAUUAACAUUAAUGUCUAUAUAGUUCGAAGAUAUUAAAACAUUAUGCACAUAAA